AUGGCAGCAUCAUCAGCAUGUCUUGUUGGAAAUGCUUUAUCCACUCAUAGUAAUGGAGUUUCUCUAGGGAAGGACUUGAAUGGAAGAUACCUAUUCUCAUCUUGGAGGUUUUCGCCGAUGAAUAAUAGGGCAUCGAAAGCGUUUUCUGUAAAGGCAAGUUUAGAUCAAAGUCAGCAGGAAGGUAGAAGGGGGAUGCUGAAAUUGUUGCUUGGAAAUGUUGGUGUUGGUUUACCUGCAUUAUUUGGAAAUGGAAAAGCUUAUGCUGCUGAUGAUCAAGGUGUUUCUUCGUCGAGAAUGUCUUAUUCAAGGUUUCUUGAGUAUUUGGACAAGGAUAGAGUUACCAAAGUGGAUUUGUAUGAGAAUGGAACAAUAGCUAUUGUUGAGGCUGUUUCUCCUGAGUUAGGAAAUAGGUUGCAGCGUGUGAGGGUUCAACUUCCUGGACUUAGCCAAGAGCUUCUUCAGAAGUUAAGGGAAAAGAACAUUGAUUUCGCAGCUCAUAAUAACCAGGAGGAUUCGGGUUCUUUUUUGUUUAACUUGAUUGGGAAUUUGGCUUUCCCUCUCGCUGUUAUUGGUGUAUUGUUCCUUCUCUCGAGGAGAUCUGGUGGUAUGGGAGGUCCCGGCGGACCUGGAUUUCCUCUUCAAUUUGGUCAAUCUAAAGCCAAGUUUCAAAUGGAACCGAACACUGGAGUGACAUUUGAUGAUGUUGCUGGGGUGGAUGAAGCCAAGCAGGAUUUUAUGGAAGUGGUGGAGUUUCUCAAGAAGCCUGAGAGGUUUACCUCUGUUGGUGCUCGCAUACCGAAAGGAGUUCUUCUUGUUGGUCCUCCAGGAACUGGAAAGACAUUAUUAGCCAAGGCUAUUGCUGGUGAAGCCGGCGUUCCGUUUUUCUCUAUAUCGGGUUCUGAGUUUGUUGAGAUGUUUGUUGGUAUUGGUGCUUCUCGUGUCCGUGAUUUGUUCAAGAAGGCUAAAGAGAAUGCUCCUUGCAUUGUCUUUGUUGAUGAAAUUGAUGCUGUUGGAAGACAAAGAGGAACGGGAAUUGGUGGAGGGAAUGAUGAAAGAGAACAGACUCUCAACCAGCUUUUGACAGAAAUGGAUGGAUUUGAGGGUAAUACCGGUGUCAUUGUCGUUGCUGCAACUAACAGGGCCGACAUUCUUGACUCUGCUUUAUUGAGACCCGGCCGAUUCGAUAGACAGGUAUCGGUUGAUGUUCCAGAUAUAAGGGGAAGAACUGAAAUCCUAAAGGUUCAUGCUAACAAUAAAAAGUUUGAAAAUGAUGUUUCUCUUGAAGUGAUUGCAAUGAGAACACCAGGUUUCAGUGGAGCUGAUCUUGCAAAUCUCUUGAAUGAAGCUGCUAUAUUAGCUGGUCGGCGAGGAAGGUCAGGGAUUUCAUCUAAAGAGAUUGAUGAUUCUAUUGAUAGGAUUGUGGCUGGAAUGGAAGGAACAUUAAUGACCGAUGGAAAGAGCAAAAGUUUAGUGGCAUAUCAUGAAGUUGGACAUGCCAUUUGCGGAACUUUGACUCCUGGUCAUGAUGCUGUACAAAAGGUAACAUUAAUUCCUCGUGGUCAAGCUCGGGGUCUUACAUGGUUCAUUCCUUCCGAUGAUCCAACCCUGAUCUCAAAACAACAACUCUUCGCAAGAAUUGUUGGAGGGUUAGGCGGUAGGGCUGCAGAAGAAGUUAUUUUCGGUGAGCCCGAGGUUACAACUGGUGCAGGUGGUGAUUUGCAGCAAAUUACCGGUAUAGCAAGACAGAUGGUAGUCACAUUUGGAAUGUCCGAUAUUGGUCCUUGGUCACUUAUGGACUCAUCAGCGCAAAGUGGCGAUGUUAUCAUGAGAAUGAUGGCAAGGAACUCAAUGUCAGAAAAGCUUGCAGAAGACAUUGAUACUGCUGUCAAGAGAUUAUCAGAUGAAGCAUAUGAAAUUGCCUUGGCACAGAUAAGGAGCAACCGCGAGGCAAUUGAUAAGAUUGUUGAAGUCCUUCUGGAAAAGGAGACAUUGAGUGGAGAUGAAUUCCGCGCUCUACUAUCAGAGUUUGUUGAAAUUCCGGCUGAAAAUCGGGUUACUCCUGCUACUCCAUUGGCAGUCCCUGCUUGA
Lathyrus sativus (Indian pea) is the source of this 2088-nucleotide messenger RNA. NCBI's taxonomy places the organism in Eukaryota, Viridiplantae, Streptophyta, Magnoliopsida, Fabales, Fabaceae. The record is from the annotation of a GenBank genome assembly.